CUGAAAAAGAAAUUCUCAGGCACCUUGCCUCUUUCCAAGAAACUCUUCCAAAUGAUGCAAUUGAUUCUGCACUAAAAUCAUUACUCCAACUUGAUCCAAAUUAUUGGGAUAAAAAAAAGGUGAAGGAUUAUUGGCGACUUAAUCUUGGGCCUAAUAAAAGGAAAAAAAAAUCUGAAAUGGAUAUGGAAUUAUAA
Entrophospora candida is the source of this 194-nucleotide messenger RNA. Lineage: Eukaryota; Fungi; Glomeromycota; Glomeromycetes; Entrophosporales; Entrophosporaceae. The record is from the annotation of a GenBank genome assembly.